AUGCGCGAUUCCGAUCUGAUCUUCUCGGCUCAAGAAAUGGAGGACUUCAACCGGCUGCCCCUGGAGCUGGAGUUACUUCUCGCCAUACGAUUCUCGGCGUCCAUACCGGAUAUCUUCCUCGACAUACCUGACCCUACAAGCACCACCGUCGCGGGGCUUAAGCGACUGGUUCGCGAUAGACUCCCUCCAGACCUUACAUCGCGCCGCCUCCGUCUUAUCCAUGCGGGAAAAUCUCUAGAUGAUUCGACCUCGUUAGCAACACAGAUAAAAAUUGGGAAGAAUAGCCGUCUACGCGCGUAUCAUAGCAACAGUUAUCGAGCAUCGUCAUCGGGCUCAUCCGAGUCCAACUCAAGGGUAUCUUCUCCCUUCCUGAAAGGCGGAUAUGCGACACCGAGUUCGUCAUCAACCCUAUUUCAGGCUCCGCCAGAUCCACCUGGGAAGGGGAAAGCCCCGGCUCGAGACCCGGGGGAACCUCGGAUAUAUAUACACUGUUCGAUAGGUGAUAUAACGCUUACACCAGCCGAGCUUGAUGCAGAAGCUCGUGCUGCUCGUUCUGGUCAGGAUGCAUUAAAAUCAAAUACAUCUGGCCAUGGUUCUUUAGGUUCGGCUGGUCUGAACGAGUCUGCGGGACCCAGCCAUCUACCAGAUGGAGACAAUACACCAACACGGAAUGAUACACGUCCUGAUGAUGGGUCUAAUAUAACUCCUACACGCGCACCCCAGGGCUUCGAUAGAUUGCUUUCUGCAGGAUUCACGCCUGCAGAGGUAUCCUCUCUUCGGUCUCAGUUCCUCGCAUUGCUUUCCCUCUCGCAUACCCCGGAUACAUUGCCAUCUGGCACGGAGCUGCGAAGGCUAGAAGAAAGAUGGAUGGAUGAUGGGCCAGCAGAUAGCGGUGUUGGUGGCCUGGGGGGUAAUGGCGAGGAAUCGAAUAUAUUUGGAGACAUCAAUACGGAUAAUACGGGCGGAGGUGGCCCGUUCGGAUCUGGUACUUCUCGGGCACUCGAUGAUAUGUUAUGGGGUUCGGUUAUGGGGUUCUUUUGGCCCGUUGGCUGUGCCUUAUGGCUUCUGAGAGAAGAAGGGGUGUGGAGUUGGAGGAAAGGGCUGGCUGUUUUUGUAGGGGUGGUGGUGAAUUUUGGAUUUGGGGCGGUUAGGAUGUUGAGUUGA
Microsporum canis CBS 113480 is the source of this 1164-nucleotide messenger RNA. RefSeq lists its product as hypothetical. Gene Ontology annotation, cellular component: endoplasmic reticulum; Dsc E3 ubiquitin ligase complex. Lineage: Eukaryota; Fungi; Ascomycota; Eurotiomycetes; Onygenales; Arthrodermataceae. Bases 1 to 1164 code for a protein of 387 amino acids. The record is from RefSeq and is a predicted model, not a curated record. The transcript is spliced from 2 exons. Gene Ontology annotation, biological process: protein processing.